Molecule: messenger RNA, 3612 nt
Organism: Pelagomonas calceolata
Lineage: Eukaryota; Pelagophyceae; Pelagomonadales; Pelagomonadaceae
Source: the annotation of a GenBank genome assembly
GGCUGCUGCAGUAUGAGCACGCAGUGUGUGCAGCGGGUGCUACCGCUGUAAAAGCUUGCAGACUGCGCCUCGAAGUGGCUCUACGCGACGUGUGGGAUCGAUUAUCGAUCCUGCUUCGUUCGGUGCUUCAGCUGGUGCGAGCACACAGCAGAUGCAAGCUGCACCCGCGACGUUGCUAGCGUCAUGUAACACUCUAGGAUGCACGAGAGCUCGGCUUUUUGGUCGCUCAUCAGGCCAAAGCUGUGCGCUGACAGCGCGAAAACAAUCCUAAGAGAUAGCCCGAAGCCGCUCGCCCACGUCUGCGACGCCUGCGCCCGCCGCCGCUGCGAGCAACACACGCAACACAACCAUGCCGGAGGAAAUAGCCAACCCUUUGCCGGACGACCGCUGCGUGAUUGUCGUGACGGGCCCGAUCGGCUACGGGAAAUCACGCUUUAUACGACGCCACCUCUUACCAGCCUUGCACAAACAGCAGCGCAAGGUAGCGUUACUCGAACAUCGUUUUUCGUCAGAGUUCGGCCAACACGCGAGACAGCCGCCCAAAGAAUUAGCGUUCAAAGAAGCGACGGCAAACGUCUUCGACUUUGGCGGUGGUUGCGUCUGCUGCUCGCCGCGCGGCGAUGUGGAACGACGGACGCGGGAACUCAUGGCCGCGGCCAUAAAAAAAAAAGUACCCCUCGAUACGAUCGUCCUGGAAACGACGGGCGUCGCCGAUCCGUUGGUCUUCGCGGAGUGCUGCCCGCGGGCCUUCAACGCGCGGAAAGCACUUGUCGUGUGCGUGUGCCUCGCGAAGGAAACCGCACCUUGCGAAGCACUAGAAAGCACGCUAAAAAGGCAACUGGACGUCGCGACCGUCGUCGUCUCGCAACGGACGACCUCCUCAAAGGCCUCGGAUCCCAAGGAAGCCGUCGAAAGAAUAUGUAGAGCUAUAACAUCACCGUCACUGUCCCGACCUCAGUAUGAUGGCCCCAAAAUCAACGACAGCAAGGACCCCUUCGCGCGGUACCCCGACUUGCAGGAGGAGAAGGCCAUCAUCCACGACAAAAAAGUGGAAUCUUACGUGCUCAUGGCGCCCGGCAAGGUCGACGUCGCCGCCUGUGUGGAAAUCAACCUCCACGCCAUCGAGCAGACGCAGCUACGGAGACAACGUGGGGCGCCUGAAAUUUGGUUUCCACACAGGUCGAGAAGGCCGAGGACGUGUUACACUCAUUAAGUAGAAAGAGAGGCGUGCUGCGGGUCAAAGUCGCCGCGAAGCUCCACGGCACGCAGCAGGGGUUGUGGCACGAAGACAAGCACGGCGGCUUUUUGAUUGGCGAAUCGAGCCCUUACGGUGUGACCUCAAAAUUAGUCGACGAGGUCGCGGAGCAUGAGAGGCUCGGUGAUUUCCAUCCUCAUGAUCCGGGUCGAUGUUUCGUGGUCACGACGACGGAUGCGGACGUGACGGCAGCGACCAUGUGCGAUCAAUGGCGGAAUUGCCAAGCGCCGAAAAAUUAUCAAUGGUUGUGCGACGCAGAGCUCGAGUUUUCGAAUGGUCAGAAGGUCUGCGAGGCGUUUCGUGGUUCCACCAAGCUCGCCGUGACCUUCCACAAGGUCCAGGGUAGAUAUUUGGUCACACCAGCAUUACUAGAUUGUGGUUGUGACUUGACCAAGGACUGUGGCAUCGUCGAGGACGACGCCGGCUGGUCGCGGCGCGGCGUCCUUUUUUAUUGUUGAUGACGUCGCUGACGCCGCGUCGACGGCGUUGCGCUACGCGUCCACCGCCACGCCACGGUCGCGUCGAUGCGAUCACUCACCGCCACGCCCUCGCCGCGAUCCACCGUCGCCCGUCGCAGGCGCGCGACCUGCCGUUCCCAUGGUACUGUUCUGGAUCUACUCAAACUAUUACCAGGAAUAGCCCACUGUCAAGGAAAGUCCCACGAGCUCUACGUGGCACGGGAAGGCUACGAACCUAGACCCCAGAAGUCCUUCGCUGAACUAAUACAUGAUACGGGCUUAACGCAAGAGGAACAAGAAGACUAUCCCUUGGAACCGGAGGAGGAUCUGGGGCCCCAGAAACUCCCUUCAUUUCAAGAAAUCGUGACCGUGCUGCGAAAAUACAUCCCCGAGGAGGACCGGCCCUGGGACACGGUCGACUACGAAGAAGUGACAGAGGGGGCGCCGUAUCCCGAGAAGCCGCCGCCACAAAAACCUCCUCCUUCACAAAAACGGUGCGACGCUUCCAAAGUCUUCCAGGAGACCCUGGAUCAUCUUCAGAAGCCGAAGCUGCCCUGGUCGUCGGGCGUCUUCAAAGGGUUAAGUGAGGCGGGGUGCAUCUCGCAUGAUGAGGCGGAGAGGCUGUUUCCGGGGCCGCCUUCUCAGUCCUUUGCCGAGGCGCACCACGAUCCACCGAAGCCUCCCGUUGUGCCUCCCCCUCAAUGUCCGCUGUCGCUCAUGGAGCCGCUGGCUCCCUCAUCGAAAGUUGUUGUUGAGGAGCCUUCGGUUGAUGAGGACGCAGUCAAGAGAGAAGCCGAGGCGUGGAAGGCAAAGGGGCCCAACCGGACGUCGUCGCCCUUGCGGCCGCCGACGCCGCCGACGCCGCCUCCUGAGGACGCGCCGACGCCGACGCCAUCACCGCCAGCUGCCGCGCCGGCGCCGGCCCCGACGCCGGCCUUCGACUACUCGCGCUUCGACAAAUUAAAUGUGAGCGACUCCGACGACGAGGCCCAGGAGCAGGCGCACGAAUUUGUGGAUGAGGUGCUCAAAGAGGGGCGCAAGUUAUUUGAAGACGGGCCGCCCGGUUCGCCGCCGGCGCCCUCGGCCCCGGCGCCGGCCCCGGCGCCCCGGCGGCGCGCGCGGGCGCCCGCGCCCGCUCCGGCGCCCGCUCCAAGGCGCGCGCGGGCCCGGGCGGCCCCGGCGCCGGCGCCGGCGCCUCUCCGAGCGGUAGCCGACGAGAUGGGCGCCACCUCAGCGACAAACGACUUCGAGUUCGACGACGACGGCGACGCCUUCGUCGGCGCGGUCGGCCCGUCCUUGACGCGGGCCCAGGUCGACGGCUUCCGGGUUGUGGAUUUGAAGAAGGAGCUCGCGGCGCGGGGCCUGAAGACGUCGGGCCUGAAGGCCGUGCUGAAGGCGCGACUGCUCGAGGCGCUCGGGCUGCCGGCGUCGUGAUUGUUUUUUAACGUAGUUGUUUUGUGAUCCCUGAUUUGCACCGCGUGGUUCCAAUUUGCACCGCAUGGUUCCAGCUCGCGACGACGUCGUCAUAGUGGGUAGUUCCGUUGUGUGGUGUCGUAACUGGCGUCCUGCUCGGGCUGAGAUUCGCCCAGCUUCGACCGCGAGACGCGCCGGUGUAUUUUUUGCAUUAAAAACCGGAUGGGUUGCCGCUAACAGUCCGGAGACCUCCCGCACACCUAUUCAUGAGUUCUGGGCUGAAUCCUUUCGGGUCGAUUUUCGGUGAUCGAUUGGCCUUGUCAUCGACUAGAAAUCACCGCGCAUCCACUCGGUAGGACCCGCGGUAGCUCGCCAAGUGCAGCAGCACGUAGCGCAGCUAGUCUACGCACACGUGCGCAAGAAACCGCUGCUCAAUCGCUGCGGUAACCACCAAAAACAGCCAGCGACGACAGCCACAAAUCCAGC